UGACACGUCGCGGACGGACAAAGACGCGCGCCCCUGAGCGAGAGGGCAGCGCCACCAUGGGGUCGUCAUCAGCCGGUGUCAGUCCGGAGAUGCUGGGCCUGGACGAAGCCUUGCUGAGCGUACUGUCAAGCAUUGCUGACACCCGUGUGGGCCUGUACCGGCUCAGCGAUGACUGCUACAGGUGUCCGUAUAAGCUGUUGGGACUCCUUGACGCGGGUCAAAACUACACCUUCAAGUUCAACACUAAACGAGGAUGGAUGCUAGCGGUUAAGAACAGCGACGCCGAAUACGUGUCCUCCGUAGACUCAGACAAGAAUGAGCUGUGUGCCCUGCAUGCCGGGCUGGGGGACAGGGGCGUCUACAGCCUGGCCGUCAGCUCGUCCGACUGCACCCUCAGCACGCUCCAGCAGCCGAACAACAUCUACACCCCGCUGUGGAUUUUUGCCGUGGUCUUGCUCGUGCUAGCAACGAUACACGGCCUAUGGUCCUGCGUCGCGGCCAGACUCCGGCGUUGCUGGAACGACGGCUCUGACCUGCCAUCUGGCGAGCUUCCCGAGAGGCUCGACUCGAAGCAGAAGUCAGCGAGGCUGGCCGCGCUUGACGUGUUCAGAGGGAUCACCAUCUUGCUGAUGAUCUUCGUCAACGAGUGGCAGGGCCAGUACUGGUUCUUCGAGCACGCCGCCUGGAACGGCCUGCUCGUGGCUGACCUCGUCUUCCCCUGGUUUAUGUGGAUAAUGGGUGUUUGCAUACCUUUGUCACUCGGAUCGCAAAUUCGGAAGGAGAAAUCGAUGACCAAAAUCAUUUACCACAUUUUCAAGCGUUCCUGGUGGCUGCUGCUGAUCGGCGUGGUGCUGAACUCUCUGGGCGGCUACAUGCGCCUCGAGACGUACCGUGUACCGGGCGUGCUGCAGCGGUUCGCCGUCACUUACCUGGUUAUGGCUCUGGCCACCCUACCCGCCAUGGCUCGCCGGCCCCGACUGCCCGAGGGUGGCGGGAUCCGAGCCGCUGUCUGUGACGUCACCAGUCUGUGGCCGCAGUGGCUUCUGGCGCUGGCUAUUGUGGCCGGGCACACGGCUGUCACCUUCUACCUGCCAGUGCCCGGCUGUCCAACGGGCUACCUGGGUCCUGGUGGUCUGUAUGACAACGCCAGUGUUCCGGGGUCAUGCAUAGGUGGCGCUGCAGGUUACGUGGACCGAUUGAUUGCAGGCGAUGCGCAUAUCUAUCAGAAUCCAACUGCAAAGCAUAUUUACGGUUCCGGUGCCUUUGACCCGGAGGGAUUUUUAGGCGUGCUGAUGUCGUGCGUGAGCGUGUUCCUGGGGGUGCAGGCUGGCAUGACGCUGCACCUGUACCGCACCUGGCCGGCCCGGCUGCGGCGCUGGGCCGCCUGGGGCCUGCUGACCGGUGCCGCCGCCGCAGCCCUCUGCGGCUGCUCUCAGGACGGCGGCCUCAUCCCCGUGAACAAGAACAUCUGGUCGCUCUCUUAUACCCUGCUGACGGCCAGUUUUGCAUUUUUCCUGCUGAUUCUGUGUUACGUCACCGUGGACGUGCUCAGGUGGUGGAGCGGAAGCCCGUUCUUCUAUCCAGGAAGGAACGCGCUGCUGAUGUACGUGGGUCACAUGAUGGCGUUCGAGCUGUUCCCGUUCCAGUGGGAGUACGGCGCCAUGGACAGCCACCUGUGGCGGCUGGCCGAGGCCCUCUGGGACGCGAAGAAGGUCAAGGACGCCCUGAGGACGGCAUUCGGGGUCGACAAGUUCGUGGCCUACGAGCUGUUCACCGCGCGCCGGCUAAGGGCAGGUGAGCCGGUAGACGUCUACCUGGCGGACCUGCAGCAGUUGGCGUCGGUGUUCGGCGGCCUCAGCGACGAGGGUACUGUCUCAGCGGUCUGGGUCGAGGCCGUGGGCAUGGACGACGCGGUGCUGAUGGACGCCAGGGAGGAGGAAGACGCUGCUUCCGGUGCGACCGGAUAG
Molecule: messenger RNA, 1967 nt
Organism: Pollicipes pollicipes
Lineage: Eukaryota; Metazoa; Arthropoda; Thecostraca; Pollicipedomorpha; Pollicipedidae
Product: heparan-alpha-glucosaminide N-acetyltransferase
Exons: 15
Coding region: 57-1967 (636 amino acids)
Source: RefSeq, a predicted model, not a curated record